CCUCCCGGAAGCGCAGAGCUCCGCUGGUGCCACGUCUAUCCCCUUACAUCCUCCUAGGACCCGGUCGGUAGUCGUCGCCCCAGCCCGCCGGGGGCGCAGCGCCCGAGCCGCGGCCCUCGAGACGGGACCGAGAGCAUCAUGGGCAGCACUGUCCCGCGCUCCGCCUCCGUGCUGCUUCUGCUGCUGCUCCUGCGCCGGGCCGAGCAGCCCUGCGGGGCCGAGCUCACCUUCGAGCUGCCGGACAACGCCAAGCAGUGCUUCCACGAGGAGGUGGAGCAGGGCGUGAAGUUCUCCCUGGAUUACCAGGUCAUCACUGGAGGCCACUACGAUGUUGACUGCUAUGUAGAGGACCCCCAGGGGAACACCAUCUACAGAGAAACGAAGAAGCAGUACGACAGCUUCACGUACCGGGCUGAAGUCAAGGGCGUUUAUCAGUUUUGCUUCAGUAAUGAGUUUUCCACCUUCUCUCACAAGACCGUCUACUUUGACUUUCAAGUGGGCGAUGAGCCUCCCAUUCUCCCAGACAUGGGGAACAGGGUCACAGCUCUCACCCAGAGAUUCAGAGGAGCUUAUUGGAAGGAGGUGGACAAGAUGGUCGACUAUAUGCAGCCAGGCGGAACACCUGCCACCGAGGGACUGGGACGACUGGCACCCUCCUAACAGAUUUUCAGCGGGGAGGCACUGAGAGUGGAUGGAGGGAAGACACAGAAGCUACGCUGAAGUGGGAGGAAGCUGCUGCACAGAGCUACCAUGCACUGGGACUAGCUCCUGGUCCCCAGUGACUCCAGGGGAACAGGUGAGUUAAACUGGCAAGGAACAACCUGCUCUCACCACAGGCCUCUGGAAUCCCGGCAGGAGGAGACUCCUUGACCACCACAGACACUUGAGCUGGCAGGGAGAGUUGCUUGGAGAAGUGGUAGGGGCAGCACUUCAGCCUGGGUGGAGCCCAGAGGGUUUGGUGUGGGAGCAUUUGCAAUAAAGCAUAGCCAGGGACAGCCAUCCCUCUAGGCUCGACUUGCUCCCAUGGCAGACUUUAACCCUAGGGGGACUGUUGAAACUAAAUUCUUCAGGGUGGUCUUGCCUGUCAGAUGAGGCCAGUUCAAUAACCUGAGCACCCCUUGGUUUUCUGGUCUCUCCUGGAGCCCCAGACUGGCCGUGCCUGCUUGCAGUGCAGCCUUGGGUAGCCCUGGGGGCCCGCAUCACAGCUCCUGUGCUGGCAAACCACACCAUGUUUGCCAGUGCAGUAGCUGUGAUGCGGGCCCCCAGGGCUACCCAAAGCAGAAAGCUCCAGCACAGCAGCCCCUAUGGACAUGCACCAGCCCAGCCACUUCCUUCCUCUACUGCAGUUUCCGCUGGGCCCAUGGCCAUCCCCCCCAAUCACUGCUGGUGCACAUGUGAGCAGGCAGAUCUUGCCUUCUCUGCCCUGCCAGUGUGCAUGUGUGCAUGUGCCCUGCCCUGCCACUGCUGCUGGCAUGAGUGAACUCAGCCUCCUCCUCCCCACACCAUGCCAUCAUUGCAGUCAAAGCCUUGGCAGGCACAGAGUCCACCAGCCUCACCUUCACCAGUGCCUUGCCCCUGCACUAACACUGCUGCUGGAGUGAAACUAGGCAGGGAGAACAGUGGACUUACCACACCCUGAGCAGCCACCCUUGCCUGCAAAAACUCAGACAGAGGGUGCACGCAGACCAGCACCUGCCAGUCUCCCGCUCCCAUGCUAACACCACUACCAGCGGGACAGCAUGCGAAGUUGCCAUUGGGCGUGAGGGGCCCACCUUCCCAUGUCAUGCUGCCUCCACUGCUGCUGCCAAUGCCCACAUGGAGGCUGGCACCUGGGCACCCCCUAGCACCCUGCCAUAGCCAAUGAGCAUGCACCCUGCUGCGCUGCCACUGCCACUACCACUGGCACAUGUGAAUGAGGACAGAUUCCACUGCCACUGCCCUACAAAAUGCUUUGGCUGGCACCACCCAUUGGAGUGUUGUGACCAGCAGUCAGGGAGCACCUUGGCUGCACCCAGCACAGUGGGUUCCUAACCUUGAGGAGCCAGAGAACGAAGUUGGGCCUGAUACCAAUCCCCUAGGGUUAGGGUAUGCAGUCUAGGAGUUGGAAGCCUAGCUUUGGCUCCCUGAAAUUUUCCAGAAAUGAAGCCAGUCAUUUGAACUCAUCUUAUAACACAAGCAAACCCUCAAGGUCAUCAAAUAGGAUACAAGAGAAAAAAAAACCAUCCCAAGGACAGCAACUUCAAAGACUGAAGGAACAUCAGUCUGCAAACAUGAGAAAGACCCAGAGCAAGAACUCUGAAAACACAAAAAACUAGAGUACCUUCUUUCUCCAAAUGACCACACUAGCUCUCCAGCCAGGGUUCUGAACCCGCACAUGUACCCCUAAACUUAAAAGAUUUUUAAAAAAGAGAUUCAGAGAAGGACUGUAGCUGUGGACCCAAGCUCCCUUCAAAGCACUGGCAGGUCAAUCGUUUGCAACGCAGACAGCUGUAUGUAGAGCUCUGUGAUCCACCCAAUUAUUGGCUCAUCAAGGAGUGUGCCACAUGCCAGAUGCUCUGCAGAACCCAACAGAGGGGUUGCUCCUCCAUGGAAACAACAAGAAGCUUUGAUCAAAGAGCCUGUAUUGACUCCUUCAGUGAAAUUCUUGACUGAAAUAAUCACCUUCUUAAAAUACACACAUGGUGAGGUUUGAAGAGGGGAAAUUGCCAUCCAGGUAAGAAACCUUGGCCUUGUCCCAAUUUAGUAGUGCUGAAGGUGUGUUCAUUUGAACAUAGAUCAUGUGCUAGGUACUGGGAGGAUACAGGAAUGAGCAUGGGAAUAAACUUUACAUAGCUCUUGUUCAAGCAGGAACUUUACAAUCUAGUUAGAAUAAAGAAUUAUCUGUGAGUCCUGGUUGGACAGUGUGUAUCCCAGCACUAUCUAGGGGUAAGGAUGCCUUCAUACCAACCUCGUCAUGACUGUGCUAAGUGGCAGGUCUGAUUUGGUUAUAGAACUGGAUACAUCAGACAGUUUUAACUUUAUGCUAUUAAAUAUUUGAACAUA
Homo sapiens (human) is the source of this 3042-nucleotide messenger RNA. It is a transcript of the gene TMED3, whose product is annotated as transmembrane p24 trafficking protein 3. NCBI's taxonomy places the organism in Eukaryota, Metazoa, Chordata, Mammalia, Primates, Hominidae. The record is from RefSeq and is marked validated. Bases 139 to 660 code for a protein of 173 amino acids. The transcript has 3 exons. Gene Ontology annotation, cellular component: Golgi cisterna membrane; COPI vesicle coat; Golgi apparatus.